This is a messenger RNA of Coregonus sp. 'balchen', 7041 nucleotides long. The record is from the annotation of a GenBank genome assembly. NCBI's taxonomy places the organism in Eukaryota, Metazoa, Chordata, Actinopteri, Salmoniformes, Salmonidae.
AUGACGGACCUCACUGAAGUAUCUGUUUACUCAGAAUCCUCUGUCAUUUACAAGGUGAGGACAGCGACAGCUUGUGUGGGCCUGGAAUUCUGGUUCCAAUUUUUGAUAUCGACCUUGUAUUUCAUGGUGGAAGUUACUUGGCGUUCCAUGUUAUACCAAUUGUCUUUGCUUUUCCCAGAAUGUUUUCUGCAACCCCGCGUUUGAGCUUGAGGGUGAGCGUGAGGAGAAAGUGGAACGAUUCAGUUCUGCCAUGUCCCCAGAGCCAGUAAAGCGCCCAGCAGCAAGCAGUGAGUCUGACAACCUAGUUUCCCUGUUCCAUAACAUCAUAUAACACCGGAGUUGGAUAUACAAUAGGAUUGGUUGUUUCCAGAUGCCAAGACCUAUUCAAUUUGACCUAGUUGUUGUCUUCCACCAUUGGAAAGUGGAAACAAAGAUUUUCUGAGGGACAGGAAUGUUACAACAACUUAAAGUUUCCUCAACCACCCAUGUCUUUCCUCCCUGUGUGUGUGUGUGUGUUGGUUUGCGUGUGUGUGUGCAUGCGUACGUGUGUAUGUGUCACAGGCCGAGGUGUGUUCAGUGUGUGUGUGAUGCGUCUGCGAGGUCCGUGGUGUAGCUGGGGGGCCGUGGUGGUCUCUGUUGCUGCUGUGCUCCUGGUAGCAGCCCUGGGCCUGGCACUGGUGCUCAUCUUCACACGUCAGUGACGGGGGGGAUAGUGGGAUGAGUGGGACCACACAGAUACUAUAAAUCUAUGUAAUUCUAUGGGUGGAACAGUGGGACCUCUGAUCCUCAACAGGAAGUGUUCACCGAGCAUAGUGUACAUACAUGGUGUACAUACAUUUCACUCAUCUCUCAAAAAACCCGGGAAGAACCCUAAUUUAAAUAGACAUAGACAUAGACACCUAUAUAAUUAUGUACACAAUGUCCUUAUUUAAACAAAAAUUGCCAAUUCAUACACUAUAAUCCUUCAAACUCAACUCUGGACCUAGAAGCCAGUUCCACUGCGUUUUUUCAUUGUUGCCCUCUAAUCUGGGAACGAUUGUGACCUGGGACAUCAGAAGAGUGAAAUUAAUUAUCAGGUAGAACAGAAAACCAAGAGGCUCCGGACCUCGUAGGGUAAGAGUUGAAUACCCCUGUACUAUAUGGUCCCUUGAGCAUUGAAUAGCAUUGCAGUACUUCUGCACAUCACAAGAUUGUGUCCUCUUACUCGAUCUCUCACUGUGUUCUUCACUCCACAGAACUAAAGGGGCAGAGUGUGGAUGGGGAAGUGGUGUCGACCAAUCCCCUGGACUUGUUGACUGGAGAUGGACUGCCUCGUGGUCUACCCACAACCCCCACCAACCACAGUCAUAGGGACAGUACAGUGGCCCCACAGCCAGCCAGAUACCCUACCCCUGAAACUAGUGGGUAUUUGUCUAUUACAGUUGUAUCCAUAGAAAUAGAAUAAGUAGUUCUAUUCCAAUGAUUGUACCUUACAGAUACGUACUUACCGACAGAUACUGUACGUACAAUACAAUAAUAAUACUGUAAUACACUACCCUGUACUUUUCUCACUGUCUGUCUGUCUCAGGAUGUGGGGGCGUAUUGACAGACUCAGAGGGCAGCUUUAGCUCCCCCAACCACCCUGGGUCGUAUCCCCCAGACUCUCUGUGUGUCUGGGUGAUCCGAGCGCGGCCCCCAUCCCUGGUCCAGAUCCAUGUGUCCUCUCUGACCAUAGAAGGACCGUCCCCCUGCCUCUUUGACUGGCUGGAGGUUCAGGAGGAGACGGAGCAACCUUCUGUUGUCACCAGGUGGGUCAAACGUACUGUAUCUGAACCUGUUCCAGGUAGAAGAUGCCUCUAAACACAGAUCUAGGAUCAAAUGUCCAUUGCUCGUGUUUCUUGGCCCAAGCAGGUCUCUUCUUCUUAUUGGUGUCCUUUAGUAGUGGUUUCUUUGCAGCAAUUCAACCAUGAAGGCCUGAUUCACAGAGUCCCCCUGAACAGUUGAUAUUGAGAUGUGUCUUUGACUUGAACUCUGUGAAGCAUUUAUUUGGGCUACAAUUUCUGAGGCUGGUAACUAAUUAACUUAUCCUCUGCAGCAGAGGUAAUUCUGGGUCUUCCAUUCCUGUGGCGGUCCUCAUGAGAGCCAGUUUCAUCAUAGCUUUUUAUGAUUUUUGCGACUGCACUUGAAGAAACGUUCAAAGUUCUUGACAUUUUCCGUAUUGACUGACCUUCAUCUCUUAAAGUAAUGAUGGACUGUCGUUUCUCUUCGCUUAUUUGAGCUGUUCUUGGACUUGGUCUUUUACCAAAUAGGGCUAUCUUCUGUAUCCCCCCCCCCCCCUUGUCACUACACAACUGAUUGGCUCAAACGCAAUGUACUAUUUCAUAGUUUUGAUGUCUUCACUAUUAUUCUACAAUGUAAAAACAAUAGUACAAAUAAAGAAAAACACUUGAAUGAGAAGGUGUGUCCAAACGUUUGACUGGUAGUGUAUACUGAAGGGGAUGUAACAUAUAGUGACUAUCGGCACGUUUUACAUACUUCUGAACCUAGUGCAUGGCAGCCUCUUGAAAAAGCAUACUCUUCAUGACAUACUGUGGCAGCUAGGUGGCAUACAAGUUCUGUAUAGAUAGCAACUGCCUACCUUCUGGCCCUGAAGUUUGGUUUUACGUUUCUGCUGUUCAGGGAUUUUAGGUGAAGAAUAAAGAUACAUUAUGGUUGCCUUUUGGGGCUGACAUUUUAAAAGUUAACGUUUCUCUCCACCCUAGGCUCUGUGGCAAUGUGGCACCCCCUACUGUGAACACCAACAGCAGCACUGUGUGGGUGACUUUCCGCUCUGAUGGGAGCAUUGGAGGCAGCGGCUUCACCGCCCAGUACCAUGCCAUCACACCUGAACAGAGUGAGUACUGGGCCGGAGGUAGAAUGAACAGAUACACUGAACUGAUCUUUGCUUUAGGAAACAUGUACACUACCAGUCAAAAGUUUGGACACACCUACUCAUUCAAGGGUUUUUCUUUAUUUGUACUAUUUUUUACAUUGUAGAAUAAUAGUGAAGACAUCAAAACUAUGAAAUAACACAUAUGGAAUCCUGUAGGAACAAAAAAAAGUGUUAAACAAAUAGCUACCCUUUGCCUUGAUGACAGCUUUGCACACUCUUGGCAUUCUCUCAACCAGCUUCAUGAGGUAGUCACCUGGAAUGCAUUUCAAUUAACAUGUGUGCCUUCUUAAAAGUUAAUUUGUGGAAUUUCUUCCCUUCUUAAUGUGUUUGAGCCAAUCAGUUGUGUUGUGACAAGGUAGGGGGGUAUACAGAAGUUAGCCCUUUUUGGUAAAAGACCAAGUCCAUAUUUUGGCAAGAACAGCUCAAAUAAGCAAAGAAAAACGACAGUCCAUCAUUACUUUAAGACAUGAAGGUCAGUCAAUACGGAAAAUGUCAAAAACUUUGAAAGUUUCUUCAAGUGCAGUAGCAAAAACGAUCAAGCGCUAUGAUGAAACUGGCUUUCAUGAGGACCGCCACAGGAAUGGAAGACCCAGAGUUACCUCUGCUGCAGAGGAUAAGUUCAUUAGAGUUACCAGCCUCAGAAAUUGCAGCCCAAAUAAAUGCUUCACAUUCAAGUCACAGACACAUCUCAACAUCAACUGUUCAGAGGUGACUGUAUGAAUCAGGCCUUUAUGGUUGAAUUGCUGCAAAGAAACCACCACUAAAGGACACCAAUAAGAAGAAGAGACCUGCUUGGCCAAGAAACAUGAGCAAUGGACAUUAGACAGGUGGAAAUUUGUCCUUUGGUCUGGAGUCCAAAUUGGAGAUUUUUGGUUCCAACUGCCGUGUCUUUGUGAGACACGGUGUGGGUGAACGGAUGAUCUCCGCAUGUGUAGUUCCCACCGUAAAGCAUGGAGGAGGAGGUGUUAUGGUGUGGGGGUGCUUUGCUGGUGACACUGUCUGUGAUUUAUUUAGAAUUCAUGGUACACUUAACCAGCAUGGUUACCACAGCAUUCUGCAGCGAUACGCCAUCCCAUCUGGUUUGGGCAUAGUGGGACUUUCAUUAGUUUUUCAACAGGACAAUGACCCAACACACCUCCAGGCUGUGUAAGGGCUAUUUUACCAAGAAGGAGAGUGAUGGAGUGCUGCAUCAGAUGACCUGGCCUCCACAAUCCCCCGACUUCAACCCAAUUGAGAUGGUUUGGGAUGAGUCGGACGGCAGAGUGAAGGAAAAGCAGCCAACAAGUGCUCAGCAUAUGUGGGAACUCCUUCAAGACUGUUGGAAAAGCAUUCCAGGUGAAGCUGGUUGAGAGAAUGCCAAGCGUGUGCAAAGCUGUCAUCAAGGCAAAGGGUGGCUAUUUGAAGAAUCUCAAAUAUAAAAUAUAUUUUGAUUUAUUUAACACUUUUUUGGUUACUACAUGAUUCCAUAUGUGUUAUUUCAUAGUUUUGAUGUCUUCACUAUUAUUAUACAAUGUAGAAAAUAGUAAAAAAUAAAGAAAAACCCUUGAAUGAGUAGGUGUGUCCAAACUUUUGACUGGUACUGUAUGUUCACAGUACAUUAACACAUAACAUCAGCAAUGUGUGUGUGUGCGUCUGUUCUCAGAGAGCUGCUCCAGGGAGGAGUUUAUGUGUGACCACGGGCGCUGCAUCCUGCCUGUGUCAGUGUGUGACGGUCAGCCCAACUGUCAUGACCACUCUGAUGAGGCCAACUGCAGCCACAAGCACAAAGGUAAGAACAGGGUGUGCGGCACAGUACACACUCAGCAUCAUAGUGACUUAUCCGCAUACAUACAGCAGCUACAAGCAAAAUAAUGCCUAUAUGUAAAAUGGUAGACUCGCGCUGUCAUCCGUCUAAAUCUUGUUCAUCAAGUGGACAAAGUUGUGAAGAAGCCUGGUAAUCAAUUAUAGUAAAAGGGCAAUCGUUUGCUUAUCUAUGCAAAACUAAUUAUCAUCGUUUUUUGCUAUGUUGUUGAACAGAUUGUGGGGGCCAAAAGACUGGACCCUACGGCUACCUGGCGAGUCCAAACCACCCAAAGCCUUACCCUCAUCAACAGGUACUGUACCUACCUACACCUGUUCCAGCAAACCAUCACCAACAUGUAUCUCAUUGACAUACCCAGCCAUAUACCCAGAAUAGAUUUAAUCAAAUCCUACCAUGGUAAAUUAUGUUUAAUCUACUCUUAUCUCUCCGUCAGUUGUGCACAUGGCGGAUCUCUGUCGAGGAGGGUCAUGUGAUCAGGCUGAGUUUCCGUAACUUCAGUCUGGAGACUCAGGACGUGUGUGAGUUGGACUAUGUGGAGGUGCAUGAUAGUGCUGCCACCGGGACCGGUAGAGUACUCGGACGGUAAGACGUAUUAUGUUAGCUUCACAUUGUUGUUUUUUCAUACACUACCAAUAAAAUAGCUCAGAAGGGUUGAAAAAGAAAUGCUCAAAGCAUGUACAUCCAGUCAAAUGACAUUUUCUAAAAUCAAGCAUAGGUGUUGUAUGACAAUAUAUUACAAAUAUGUGUACCAUAAAACAUUCACAACAGUAACAGCACUUCCUUGAUAAGACAGUGUACUGUAACCUGUAGUAGCCUAGCCUGUGUUGGGGACUCCUAUGGUUGCAAAACAGAACAUGGUCACAAACAGAUCUGGGACCAGGCUAAUUGUACCCUACUGUACCACAGCCUGUAACACAGUCCUACUGUUACUUCACCUACUGUACCACAGCCAGCUCAAGUGUUCCUUCUCUAUCCUGUCCCAGGUACUGUGGCACCAGCCUGCCUCCUGAGCUGACCUCCUCUGGGCCUCAGAUAACCGUGGUGUUUGUGGCUGACGAGGGUGUGGCAGACAGUGGCUUCAACGCCUCCUACCAGGCCAUCUCACUCUCCGAGAGUGAGUCCCGCAUCUAGUCUAUUAUGGCUCUUGUAAACGUAGAAAAUAAGCCUAUUUAUUAAAACAUCGAACAGUGGUUUAGUUAAAGGAUUUACACUGGAAAUAUGAGCAGUGGAUCACCCAUUUCCUUGUUUGUGACAGGAACAUGCAGUCCUACUCAGUUUGCCUGCAGCAGUGGGGAGUGCCUGCACCAGGAGUGGCUGUGUGACGGAUGGACUGACUGUGCAGAUGGGACAGAUGAGCACGACUGUGACAACUCGACCUAUCCCCCUUUCAGUGAGCCAACAAUACAAAACACACAUCAUAUUUGUAUGAUUCCUACAUCAGUAACACAACUGCUAAGCUUUCAAGUAGAAUGACUACAUUAUGACAGUAACCUUUUCUGUAUCUUUCUCCAUACCUCUUCCCCAGGCUCGUCCUGUGAGCCCAUUGAGGUGGAGAUGUGUCAGGGCCUGAGCUACAACCUCACCUCCUUCCCCAACAUCUGGCUGUCCAUCGCUGAUCAGAGAGAGGCAGCCAUGCUGCUCCGCCAGUACUUGGUGAGACCGCACACCUGGCCUGUCAACACACAACCACACAGAACAAUAUCAAUUUCACAUGAACUUGAUAUUUUCUUUAAUGGGUUUUCAGUUAACUUGAACAUGAUUUGUAACAUAAUAUAGGUGCAUAGCAGUGGAGGCUGCUGAGGGGAGGACGACUCAUAAUAAUGGCCGUAAUGGAAUGAUAUCAAACACAUGGUUUUCAUGUGUUUGAUACCAUUCCAUUCACUCUAUUCCAGCGAUUACACUCCAUUAUUAUGAGCCGUCCUCCCCUCAGCAGCCUCCACUGGUGCAUAGUAAUAUGUUGUUUCAACCACAAUAAACCAACUAUACACUGAAAAAUACCAUAAAAGGGAUGUGCAGACCCCCCUUAAGUGUUAGAUUCUGAUGGAGGUAGAUACUGUACAGCCGCUCUCUAACUCUCUCCCCUGUGGUUUGUGGUUACUACUAGGUGCUGAUGGAGCUGGCGUGUUUCCAGCCCCUGCGCAGGCUGGUGUGUGGGAUGUUCAUGCCCCACUGCAGCCCUCAGGGUGGGGUGCUGCAGCCUUGCCGGUCAGUGUGCUCCUGGGCAGAGCAGCAGUGUAGUCAGUCCCUGGACAUCUUCACCUUCAGCUGGCCCUUCAACUGCCACCUGCUGCCUGACUCCCAAGACCCUGUGGAGUGCUCCAGCCCCUGA